Messenger RNA from Lolium perenne, 1941 nucleotides. RefSeq names its product ketol-acid reductoisomerase, chloroplastic. Lineage: Eukaryota; Viridiplantae; Streptophyta; Magnoliopsida; Poales; Poaceae. The record is from RefSeq and is a predicted model, not a curated record. Gene Ontology annotation, biological process: L-valine biosynthetic process. Gene Ontology annotation, molecular function: ketol-acid reductoisomerase activity. Gene Ontology annotation, cellular component: mitochondrion; chloroplast.
AGUCCUCGCAUCGCAUCGCAAAAAUGGCGGCGGCCACUUCCUCCGCUUCCUCCCUCGCCUUCUCCCACCCCAAAACCCUAAACCCCGCCCCCAAAACCCCGGCCGUCGGUUCCGUAUCCUUCCCCGCCGCUCAGCCACCAUGCCUCCUCGCCGCCUCCGCCGGCCGCCGCGGCGCCGUAGCCGCCAAGGUCGCGUCGCCGUCGGUGAUCAGCACCACCAUGCCGUCGCUCGACUUCGAGACCUCCGUCUUCAAGAAGGAGAAGGUGUCCUUGGCCGGCCAUGAGGAGUUUAUCGUGAGGGGUGGGAGGGAUCUUUUCCCGCUGCUGCCAGAGGCGUUCAAGGGGAUCAAGCAGAUUGGCGUGCUUGGAUGGGGCUCGCAGGGUCCAGCACAAGCUCAGAACUUGAGAGACUCACUUGCUGAGGCUAAGUUGGACAUUGUUGUUAAGAUUGGUCUUCGUAAAGGUUCCAAAUCUUUCCAAGAAGCACGUGCAGCUGGUUUCACUGAAGAAACGGGGACCUUGGGAGAUAUAUUGGAGACUGUGUCGGGCAGUGAUCUCCUUUUGUUGUUGAUAUCAGAUUCUGCCCAGGCAGAUAACUAUGAGAAGAUUUUCUCACACAUGAAACCCAACAGUAUUCUUGGUUUGUCGCAUGGAUUUCUCCUGGGACAUUUGCAAUCAGUUGGCCUUGAUUUUCCAAAAAACAUCAGUGUGAUCGCUGUAUGUCCCAAGGGAAUGGGCCCUUCUGUUAGAAGACUUUACGUUCAGGGUAAAGAGAUCAAUGGUGCUGGUAUCAACUCUAGCUUUGCUGUUCACCAGGAUGUUGAUGGAAGGGCUACAGAUGUUGCUCUAGGGUGGUCAAUUGCUCUAGGUUCUCCUUUCACAUUUGCUACUACUCUAGAGCAGGAGUACCGGAGUGAUAUCUUUGGCGAGCGAGGUAUUUUGCUUGGCGCCGUUCAUGGAAUUGUGGAGGCUCUUUUCAGAAGAUACACAGAACAAGGAAUGGAUGAAGACUUGGCAUAUAAGAACACUGUAGAGUGCAUCACUGGAAUUGUCUCAAAAACUAUUUCAAAGAAGGGGAUGCUCGAAGUUUACAACUCUUUAACAGAAGAAGGAAAGAAGCAGUUCAACGAGGCAUAUAGCGCUGGUUAUUACCCAAGCAUGGACAUACUGUACGAGUGCUAUGAAGAUGUUUCUUCUGGAAGUGAAAUUAGAAGUGUUGUGCUGGCUGGGAGGAGAUUUUAUGAAAAGGAAGGCCUCCCGGCAUUCCCUAUGGGCAACAUUGAUCAAACACGUAUGUGGAAGGUGGGUGAAAGGGUGCGUUCAACCCGGCCACAAGGAGAUCUUGGCCCAUUACAUCCGUUCACCGCUGGAGUGUUUGUUGCAAUGAUGAUGGCUCAGAUCGAGGUCCUCAGAAAGAAGGGCCACUCGUAUUCAGAGAUCAUCAACGAGAGUGUGAUUGAGUCUGUCGACUCCCUAAACCCAUUCAUGCAUGCUCGCGGGGUGGCAUUCAUGGUUGAUAACUGCUCCACGACAGCCCGCUUAGGGUCAAGGAAGUGGGCUCCACGCUUUGACUAUGUCUUGACCCAACAAGCUUUCGUGACUGUUGACAAGAAAUCACCAAUUAAUCAAGAUCUUAUCAGCAAUUUUAUGUCUGACCCUGUGCAUGGCGCCAUUGAAGUCUGCGCUCAGCUGAGGCCCACCGUUGAUAUCUCAGUGACUGCUGAUGCUGAUUUUGUGCGCCCAGAGCUCCGACAGUCUUCCUAAAGUUCGUGUUGAUCGCUGGCACAUCCUAGUUUAGCCGUUUGAGUUGAGUGUAGUCGUUUGUAUGCUAAAUGUAUUGCUAUAACCUGAAGAAGUGAACACUUCAAAUGUAGGACUGCUGUGGUUUUUUUUGUCGCUGGACUAGCGUUUCGCAAGAAUAAAAGAAGCGGUUUGUUGUGUC